AUGUCACUCACAAACGGCCUACAACCAGCGCCACCGCCGCCGCUCCUAAAAUAUGACGGCCGGCCACAGGAACUGCCAGACAAUCAAGGCACGGCGUUGCCUGCGCUAGAGCAGCUUCCGCCUUUGCCUGCUCCCUGUACGCGAUUGGAAGUAGACCUUUACCGCCUGUUGCGAUGCUGCGAGCGCAUCGCACGGAGCCAAUCAGCAGUCGAGCUGCAACGAGAUUUCAAGUUCCACAACUACGUUGCGUAUCUCCGCGAGCUCUUCGCGCAAGUGCAGCAGGAAUCAAGAGCGGACUCAGCAGGCCGCUCUGCAAGCCUCCCUGUUUCGGCAGCAGCGCAAGCCCAGGCAGCAAGGGCGGAGGCGUACCUUCAGCGAAUCACCUUGCUGGCUGACUUGCUGGAGGAGCACGUGCUGCCUGACAUGUGGCACAUGCCGGACAGCCUGCCUCUUCAGGACGUCUGUCAGCUGGACGCCUUGGUACCUCAAGAUCCCAACCUGCCUUCAACCUCCAGAGGAAUCAGGCCUGCUCAACCCCAGCAGCAGCUGCAGCAGCUGCAAGGAGAGACCAAUGGAGGUGCCUUGUGGGGUUGUGUGCCAUCAUCUGCGGCCUUUGCGGGUCGGCAGGGCAGGGAGGCGUUGGGCCUUCGAUCACGCCGCCGUCUGUUGAGAGAUCGGCGUGGGCCGUCUUCCAGAAAUCGGCAAUCAGGUUCUUCUCUUCCUGGAUCAUCCCUGGACGACGCAUCAAGGGCAAUCAUUACCACCCAUAAGAAUCUUCAGGAGGAGCUGUCGGAUCAGAUGCUGACGCUGGCAGGGCAGAUGAAGGCCAACUCGCUCGCCAUGGAGGAGAAAGUAAAAAGCUCCAAUAAGGUGACACGCUGCCGCCAUGUCGUUCAUGUAGUUGCACGCUCAUGUCGCCAUCUGUCAGCGUCGGAGCGGUUCACGUUCAGCUGGUGGGCCGUGACGGGCGCCAUUCACAUGCUCAUGGAGGGAGCAUUUGUCGCCUUCCCCGCCCUCAUCAGCAGCACCAGCAAGGCGUUCCUUCUCGAUGCCUGGAAGGAGUAUGCUAUUUCGGAUUCACGAUAUGCGACCCGUGACACCUGCAUAGUAUCUCUCGAGGCAGUCACUGCCUUCAUCGAAGGCCCUGCUUGCAUCCUCAUUCUGUAUGCCAUGGCGGCCAGGAAGCCCUUCAGCAAUCUGCUGCAGUUCACCGUGUCUCUUGGGCAGCUGUACGGAGCAGCUGUGUACUUCGCCACGAGCUACUUGGAAGGCUUUCCCCACUCGGACCCGCAUCCAAUCUACUUCUGGGGUUACUUUGUCGGCAUGAACGCCAUUUGGAUCCUGGUGCCGUUUCUCAUUCUCUGGCGCUGCUGGGCGCGCAUCAUUUCAGCAGAGGCCUCGAUACAAGCUCCUGGUACUAGGCGGUCCAAGAGGGACUAA
Molecule: messenger RNA, 1440 nt
Organism: Closterium sp. Naga37s-1
Lineage: Eukaryota; Viridiplantae; Streptophyta; Zygnematophyceae; Desmidiales; Closteriaceae
Source: the annotation of a GenBank genome assembly